CGUCGGGAAUCUUUUGAAUUCAUUCCCGAAGCACGAACAAUACCAGCCGAAACACCACCUGUGAUUGUUUCGCACCUACAACCAGCAACCUUCCGAGCAGGUGAACCGCUAAAACUACGCUGUCGUGUUGACGGCUUACCUCGACCAGAUGUAGUUUGGACAAAGGAUGAAAUUCAAAUUGAGCAAUGGGUGAUGGAAAAAGAAAUCAUCACUCAUUAUUACCCGGAUGGUACCUGCGAGUUGAUCAAUCCGGAAUGUGCUCUGGAAGAUGCCGGUAUCUAUCAACUAACUGCUCGUAAUGUGCACGGCACUGCUGAAACUUCUGCGUACAUUCAAGUGCAGGGAACUGAAACAAUAACAACAGUUGAAGAGACGACUGGUGAAUUUCGGUACGAUGUCAGACAGUUACCACUGAAACCUCGAUUUAGUGAGGUUUUGUCCAGGCAGUAUGAGCACGAAACAGUGGUGAGCUGUCUGGUGCUGAGCGAUGUACCGGUCCAAGUGACAUGGUUUAAGGAUGGGAAGCGACUGCUUCCGUCCUAUAAGCACAGAAUGGAAAGCCGCGGUAAUAUGCACAUCUUAACGAUUUGCGAUGUUGACAAGCUCGACGAAGGAUUUUACACGUGCCAAGCCGAAAAUCGGUAUGGCAACGAGCAGACAAGUAUUUAUGUCCGGGCUCCUGUACAAACUCGAGAAGUAAGCGAGGAAAUGCUUGUUGAGGAAAGUACAGACGAAGUGGUCGGUUUUAAGGACAGAGUCGAUUAUGUCAAGAAAGUGAGAAAUUGUUUGCUUCCUCGCAUACAUUCGCACUUUAAGCUGCGCGUCUGCGCACUCCGGGGACAUCUUGAGAUAUUCAUUCAGCGCACACAAGCAAUAUCGUGAAA
This is a messenger RNA of Gongylonema pulchrum, 884 nucleotides long. The record is from the annotation of a GenBank genome assembly. NCBI's taxonomy places the organism in Eukaryota, Metazoa, Nematoda, Chromadorea, Rhabditida, Gongylonematidae.